This is a messenger RNA of Protopterus annectens (West African lungfish), 481 nucleotides long. It is a transcript of the gene SYCE1, whose product is annotated as synaptonemal complex central element protein 1. The record is from RefSeq and is a predicted model, not a curated record. Bases 47 to 322 code for a protein of 91 amino acids. NCBI's taxonomy places the organism in Eukaryota, Metazoa, Chordata, Ceratodontiformes, Protopteridae. The transcript is spliced from 4 exons.
UGCAGAGAAGGUUUUGCUUCAAAAACUAGAGAACCUGGAACAAGAAAUGAGCUCCCUUGGCUGUACCAGUAUUACUCAUGCUGAAGAUAUUUUUCUACGUAGUCAAGAAGCAGCAAGUGCUUACCAGUUGUUUGAGGAAGAGAACAAAAGUGUCAAACGCCUGCUGGAGGAGGUGUCUCACUACUAUUCUAAACUACAACAAAAGCACAAAAGGCUAGUAAAUGAACUAGAAAAUCAGAGAACUGGCAAUGGCAACAGAAACAAGAUUUUUACUUCUGUCAACAAACAGAUUCCAUCCAAUAUCAUCAGAAGUGAAGACUAGUUCUGAAGCCAGAUAUUGGACAGAGGAGAUUGUUGUUUACUUGGAGUCAUCUCCAAAUAAGAGUUUUGUUUAAAUUUGUUUAGAACCAUAUUUUCUGCUAACUGUAAAAAUAAAUAAAUAAAACACAAAACUGUUAGAAUUAAACAUGUUAUGAUAUGA